AUGUUCCUUCACUCUGGAGCAAGUCUACACGGUCAUGAAUAUUCGGUCAAGAGGUCGACGUCUGCACCAUUACAGCCUCCCAGAAGACUUCCCAUCCUGAAGUCUGCCCUCCGCCCGCUCGCCUCUCCUUCCGAAUCGAGCGAGACCGACUAUUUCACAUCACAUUCAUCCAGCCUGCAGAACACGCGGAGAGCCUCGACCGACGGGACUAGCCGCUCUCCUUCGUUGGUUCUCCGUCAACGAGCCGUUUCCAACAGUUUUACUAAGAAAGAUCUUGCCGUGCGGUUCCGCGAGCCAGGAAUGGACCAGAUCCAGACACCAUCGGCCAGUGAGGAUGACGAAUCCAUCGCCGGUUCAGAACUUACGGAUGGCACCACCGACACACCAAUACGCCAGAAGAGGCGGAGACGCUUACCUCGCAAAUCCACACGAUAUGCUCUUGCACAGCCGGCGCCGCAACUACGCACCAAGCAAAGAAGACUGGUUCAAAUCCGACCUCGGUUACUGCUACAGCUUCAAGAAAUCGGCGACAGAAGAGCCAUCCCAGCCUUUGACUUGAUUCCAUCUCAAGUUGUAGCAGGAGCCCUAAUCAUUCCUAAGUUGUCAAAAAGAUUCCCUCGAGUGUUUCACGCAAAUGCUGAGCUGAGUCAAAAUGACGUCCUACUGGUUCGCAGCGAUGACUAUGGCUCGACAUCGGCACUGUCGUCCUUGAGUUCUGAAGAGGAUGGUAGCAAUCUUCAUGAUAAAGACGUCUGCGCCGUCAUUAGUGCUUUGUCAGAGGACUGCGAACACUCUGCAGAAAUCGUUCUAGAAGAUGGUGUCCCGUGGUAUGCCUCACCAAUGGCGAAUGGCUCAUAUGAGUUUAUAAGAACAGAUGAUCACGGUGAGACCACAACCGCGCGCUGGGUGCGGCGGUCUAACAUCUCGACCCGCAAUAGCAUUGCUUCAUUCGAGCCAUCCUCAUCAGCGCGGUCCAGCAUUCAAGACUCCUUGCCCGACUCCAGAUGGACCUUUAGCAUCAUUGAUCCCUCAUCCAGGAGGCAUCCCAUCAUGGGCAACUUGACAUCAGAGACAAUUGAGGUGUAUGAACAUUACACAUCAUUAUCCACAUCUAGCGGUCGGUUUCCCCCGACACGCCCAUUCGGACCGGAGAUGAGUGGUCGCGACCGGAGCCCGUCUCCCGCAGGAUUUAAUCUAGAAUCUAGAGCCACAAUGGAGGUGCUCCCAGAGGAGAAGGCACUGAUGAUUGCCACUGCGAGUUGGGUUCGACUUCACCAACAAGGGUGGCCCGCCUCGGCGAAUCCCAAGUUUGCAAGGUCUAUCCCAUCUCAUUGUCGGUCAGCAAGCGUAAACACGUGUUCCACAGCGCGACGACAAACCUUCCCAUCUUACGAUGGAGAUAGCUCUCGUGCGACGAGCCCGAUCAACCCGACGCAGUCACCGGACAGCAUGGGUGCUGCAUCGUUCUCCAAACGCCAGCAGCGCCAAACGAUGCCAGCGAGGGCAAUGUCCACCGGAAGAGCUUUUAUGAAGCGGAGGAGUGACCGCAUGGAGGAACUAGCAACAGUGUAUAGCCAAGAACCAACUCGACCUGUGCGCGAAUCGGAGAAAUUAAGCAUGCAGCAGGAGGAAAAGGCAGGCUGUCUGACCAAAAUUCGGCAGUGGACGCACAAGCUGUUUCAUCGUAAGCGAGACACUAUGGGCUAA
Messenger RNA from Pochonia chlamydosporia 170, 1707 nucleotides. RefSeq lists its product as hypothetical. The record is from RefSeq and is a predicted model, not a curated record. Bases 1 to 1707 code for a protein of 568 amino acids. NCBI's taxonomy places the organism in Eukaryota, Fungi, Ascomycota, Sordariomycetes, Hypocreales, Clavicipitaceae. The transcript has a single exon.